AUGGCUUCCAUUUCGCUUCCCCCGCAGUCCCAGGCGGGCUUUCCGACUCAUUUCGACACUUCAAAUCAAUCCAAUGCCACUGACCGUCGACACAUGCACGCACCGUUGCCUAACCCCCCAUUCGUCUUUCCGGCCCGGGACCCUGACACCGCCAACGCCCAAUCGGAAACCCCUGAGCAUCGGGAACGGCCCGCAUUGCCCGCAUUCUCUUUUAAUCCUGGAUCGGAGCAGCAAUCACCACACCUAUCAGCCCCGUCCUUGGUUAUUCCUCGACCGGGCGGACACCGUCGCCGACCGAGCGAGCGAGUUGCGACCGACCAUCUAGUAGCGCCAGAACCCUUAGGACCAGGUCACAGACGAGGAUCUUCAAUGGUAGAGCAACCCAUCCCGCCUCCAGGUCCGGGCGUUGGCAGAGUCCCCGGACGACGGAAUCAUGCCCACCGACGUUCAGCCGCGAUAUCAGGGGUCGACUUGAACGCUAUUACGAAGGCACUCGGUCCCAACUCUACAAUAGGAAGUGCGCCUUCCACCCCCGCCGAUCCUAACCACAAGUCCACCUCCGAUAUUCCUACGCGACCGCUCUCUCAAUCAGCUAUCAGCCUCGGUCGUCCGACACCUCCAGCGUCUCCUCAAUUCCCUCCCGUUCCUCCUGUACCUCCCAUCCCGGCUGCCAUUCAAGCAGAAAUGGCUCUAAACAACCAGACCUCAAAUGUUGAACGACCAGCCUGUACUAUUUCACAUGGAACUUCAGAUAGUACGAUUACAGUCAAAGCGCAGCAACAGGUGGAAAGGGCCGCUUCCUUGGACCAACCCACACCAAGACCGGAAUAUAAUCCCAAGACUCGACCAAAAACUGCCGAUGCGUCUUUGGUGAUGGAUUUCAUGCAGAUACAUAAUGACGACUCGGGAUCUAUCAAACGUUCCCACUCGACCGCCGGACAUUCACGCAACCGAAAAAGCAAAUCAACACCGCAUCUCGAGUCCACUCUCUCGCCCGAUGAUGCUCAAUCGUCUGAUAACUCCCGGCCUUCUUUUUCGGAUGAAUGUAGUGACACAUCAGGAGACGAAGCGACUGAGAGCGAGAAUCCACUUGACAGCAAAUCCCAUGUUAAAUCAAAAAAGAAGAAGCAGAAGCGUGUACGCUCUUGGGCCGGUCAUAUUUUAACUCGAAAGGAGAGCAAGAGUAAGGGUAAGCGCCAUGCGAAGGGAGACACAGAGGAAGAGUCCCCGGUACCACGCGCCCCUGCACUCCGCCCGCCAGCUCUUACUCGGACCAAUUCGGGAACUGGAUCAGUUUUAGAUGUUGAUUUUGAUAACGACGAUGUCGUUGUCAUCCGGACUCCGACCAACCCGAUGAUGCCACCUUCCGCCCUCGAGCCCAUUCAAGAUGAUUGUCAAAAUAAAGACGGCUGUCCCUUGCCUGCACAGACUCUAGAGGCCUCGUGGAAACCGAGAAGCUUCUAUGAACAGGGUGUUGGCCCCCAUGACAACGUACUGAGUAGCCCUAUCAUCGACCUUGACGCUGCGCUUGGCCCUUUCAACACUCCCGACAUGCGAACGAUGGCGCAGGGUGCGGCUAACAACAACUUCUCGGUUGCAACUCAGCGCAUGUACAGCGGUGGAAGACGAGGUGAAUUCGUUGGCCCAGAGAUGCGAUAUCAUAGGCGCACUGAAAGUGCUCCAGUGAUGCAGCCAUUCGACCGCACUGCUCUUGGCGCAUUCCGUCUUGGACCAACAUCCGCAGUGGAAACUCCCGAUGUUUUCGAUGAGGAGGAAGAGGAUGCUUUCUGGGCUGCCACAGAAGUACCUAAUGCCACGCAGUUAACAAAGACUGAGCGCUCUCCAGCCAACGUGCCGUCAUUCGACAACGCAGUCUUCUCGUCAUCGGAGGACGAUGUGAAAUCUGUUCACAGCACUGAUACCGCUGACAGUGGGGAUACUCUGACUCGAGUCCCCACCGGUAGCACGUCUUCUCAGAAUGCUGGCUUGGGCAUUCAACAAGUCGACAAGCAGUUGAACCAGGAAAUGCCGCAGGGAAAGACCGCCUUUGAUCAGGUACAGAUUGCCAGCAAUCCUUUCGCCAAGAAGCCUCGGAGCCCUGUGGAGAUCUUGAAAACGGAAGAAGCUACACACAAAUCGAUGGGACCUCCUAGCCCCGACGUUUCUCCUAGGUUUUUGGCUGUCGACAAACGGCCGACGACGUCACCCAUUGAGCUGCUGCCCACCAUCCCACCAUUUGCACUGAAUGCAGGAGUUUCACCAUCUGAAUCGUCUUUUCCAUCGCCGGAUGCUCCGCGGUCAAUCGCGGCAUCCUCGAUGACCGACCGGAAGUUCUCCAGCCACUCAUACAAUCAAUUACCUUCGUCGGAUUAUCCUUAUGCAUCAGUUGAAGAUGUUCCAUCUUUGACCAGCAGUGCAUCGACCAUGACCAACACGUUCAAUCGCUUCUCUGCGGCUUCAUUUUUCCCUCUUGGACGUCUUUCGACCGAUCGUGCCGCGUCCUUCUCGGGUGCUGGAACCAGACGCACCAGUCAGGCUAACGCCUCCAAGCGCUCCAGUCUAGCCAGCCUGUCCAAGCUGGUCGGCGGUACCCAUUCUGAACGGAGCAAGCUCAACCAAGAGGAGAAACCCCCUGGCGAUGCGUCCGACAAAACGAAGAAAAAGGGCCGCCGUCUCAGCCGAAUGAUGCAUUUCUGGAAGGCCAAGGACAAAGAGAAGCCAUCCACCCAGCUGGUGUCGACGAACGAACGACCACAGUCGUAG
Penicillium paradoxum is the source of this 2763-nucleotide messenger RNA. RefSeq names its product putative cell wall proline rich protein. Bases 1 to 2763 code for a protein of 920 amino acids. Lineage: Eukaryota; Fungi; Ascomycota; Eurotiomycetes; Eurotiales; Aspergillaceae. The transcript has a single exon. The record is from RefSeq and is a predicted model, not a curated record.